AAGGUCGUCAUCUAUUUCUUCCUCGUUAAGCGUAUCUAUAUCGUACGCUCCCGACGCUAUAAGCGUCUAACCGACCAUUACUACUUAGUAAAUAUAACUAUCGUCGUGUUAGGCUUUAGAUCCAUCGCCAUUCUUUCUUUUAUGUUCCCCGUCGCCGAGUUUACCGACAGCAAAUAUUACAUCGGCCUCCCUUUUAAAAUCACUCUACCGCUUUUAAUAUACGAUAUCACCAUCAACCUCUAUCUAACUAGCUACUUUCUACACUUUGUACACCCUAGCAUU
Molecule: messenger RNA, 282 nt
Organism: Exophiala aquamarina CBS 119918
Lineage: Eukaryota; Fungi; Ascomycota; Eurotiomycetes; Chaetothyriales; Herpotrichiellaceae
Exons: 1
Source: RefSeq, a predicted model, not a curated record